UGUCCCGGAAGCGGAAGCGCGGCCUCCGUGCUGUCAAAGUUUUAGUGUCUCUCGGUCCCGGGAAGGCUUGUCCAGGUCCCUCGCUGGCUUUGGAUCGCUUCUGCCGUGAAGGGUGGGAGCGCGGGCACGGACCAGCGAGAUGAGCACCAUGUUUGCAGACACGCUGCUCAUCGUUUUUAUCUCCGUGUGCACCGCGCUGCUCGCCGAGGGAAUAACGUGGGUCCUGGUUUACAGGACCGACAAGUACAAGAGAUUGAAGGCAGAAGUGGAAAAACAAAGUAAAAAAUUGGAAAAGAAGAAGGAAACUAUAACAGAGUCAGCUGGCCGACAACAAAAAAAGAAGAUAGAGAGACAAGAAGAGAAACUAAAGAACAACAAUCGAGACCUGUCAAUGGUACGAAUGAAAUCCAUGUUUGCAAUUGGCUUUUGUUUUACUGCCUUAAUGGGAAUGUUUAAUUCCAUAUUUGAUGGUAGAGUGGUAGCAAAGCUCCCCUUCACCCCUCUUUCUUACAUCCAAGGAUUGUCUCAUCGAAACCUGCUGGGCGAUGACACCACAGACUGCUCCUUCAUCUUUUUGUACAUUCUGUGUACUAUGUCAAUCCGACAAAACAUUCAGAAGAUCCUUGGCCUUGCCCCUUCUCGAGCUGCCACCAAGCAGGCUGGUGGAUUUCUUGGCCCCCCACCUCCUUCUGGAAAGUUUUCUUGAAAGAAAGCAGAAUUCUUUAUUUCCUGUCUACUUUCUAGACAUUCACAUCAGACUGCCAAGGCACCUGGCCACAUUCUAGUUUUGAGUUAUUUUUCAGCUUUUUGGAUAUGAUCGGAAUGAGAAUGGUGUUUAACUAGUGGGUUAGUUCUCUCAGCCAUGGAUGACUUUAGUAAGUGGACGCAUUGGUCAAAUUUGGGUGAUUUUUAUGUAAUCACAAAGAUCAUCUUUCUUCUAUCACUUAAGUAUUUCUGUGGGGCAAUGAUCAAGCCUGUGUAUGUGCCAUGUACCAUAGAAGCAGACUGUCUAUGAACAUUAGACAGCUAGGAGGAAAAACAGUUUGUAUAACAACUUAAUAGGAAGUUUUCGUUGUUUUUUAAAAAGCCAAAUAUGUCACUUAUGUUUGAUUUGAUAACAAGCCAAAUUUUUAGCUGUUUCAUUUAGAGAGAUAUUUGAUUUUUUUUGCAAAUUUAAAUAAAAUAUUUUCUUUAAUCUGAACAUAAGGGUAAGCAUUGGCCCAGAAGAGCUAAAAUAAAAUUUUGUCAUGUGUUCCUAUACUAACCUUGUCUCAUAUGUUCAAAAUAUGGAAUUGUCCUAGCGUACAAUUUGAAAGUGUUCUAGUUUGCUUUGUGUUGCUUUGAUAAAGAUUGUGGUCAGAAGCAACUUAGGGGAGGAAAGGGUUUAUUUCACCUUUCACUGCCAGGUCACAGUUCAUCCUUGAGUGAAGUAAAGGUUAGAAUUCAAGCAGGAUCCAAAGCAGAAGCCAUGGAAAAACGCUGCUUACCAGCUCUCUCUCUGACUUGCCUCAGCUAGCUUUCUUAUACAGCCCUGGCCCACCCUGUCUAGAAGACUCUACACUACAGAGGCCUGGACUGGGCCUCCUACAUCACUCAUCAGUGAAGACAGUCUCUCCCAGACAUGGCUAUAAGCCAGGCUGACCUGGGCGAUUUCUUAAGUUCCCCCUUGCCAGGUGACUCUGGGUUAUGUAAAGUUGACAAUAAAAACUAGCACAAAAAGUAAGAGUAAAAAGGAAAGGGAGAACGCCAUGAUUAGAUAAUCUGUGCUUAUCUGGUGCGAUUCUGCUUGACUUGAAAGAAACAACUUCAUGGGAGAGGGCUGGUUUCUCUUUACUGGAGACAGUACUUGGAGUCUGAUCUCAGAGCACUGCUCAUGGAAACCGUUAUUUCUAGAGCUUUCUGUGAACAUAAUAUUUGUUGUUUUAAAGCAGAUUACAUCAUGAGCUCAUACUGUCCAAGCUACAGCAUCUAUUUUACUUCUCUGGUUUGUAUUUCCUUUAUCAAACCAUGUUUAGAAUUACAGUUUUUAGUGCAGACCUGAUGGAAGUGGAGUACCACACAAUUGCCCUCUGGCUUAUUCUCAGACACACCCAGAAGUCUCAACUGACCACAAGCAUUAGCCAGCAAGGCAACCAAAGCUUCUAGAAUGUAUUGAUUUUGGUAGGGAGCAGUGCCAUCGCAUUGGGAACUCACAGUCAGAUAACAGAUUUCCAGUAAUAUUUCCGAGAUUUUUAUGUCGUCAUAUCUGAUUGUCUUACUUCUCUGAGAAUAGCCACUCCAUGGCUCCUACUGCCCUUUAAGUCAGUUUAAACUGUUGCACACACAUCAUCACCCCAAGCCAGAUCUCAGUUCUCCUACACCUCUGUUCCCUGCUUCCUGAAUCCCAGGCUUUAGUUAUCAAAGCUGACUAAAUAAAUUCUUUAUUUUUCUUGUG
Microtus oregoni (creeping vole) is the source of this 2434-nucleotide messenger RNA. RefSeq names its product transmembrane and coiled-coil domains 1 (gene Tmco1). Gene Ontology annotation, molecular function: calcium channel activity. The transcript is spliced from 7 exons. Bases 140 to 706 code for a protein of 188 amino acids. Gene Ontology annotation, cellular component: endoplasmic reticulum membrane; endoplasmic reticulum; cytoplasm. The record is from RefSeq and is a predicted model, not a curated record. Gene Ontology annotation, biological process: endoplasmic reticulum calcium ion homeostasis. NCBI's taxonomy places the organism in Eukaryota, Metazoa, Chordata, Mammalia, Rodentia, Cricetidae.